Molecule: messenger RNA, 1442 nt
Organism: Aedes aegypti (yellow fever mosquito)
Lineage: Eukaryota; Metazoa; Arthropoda; Insecta; Diptera; Culicidae
Product: ADP,ATP carrier protein 2
Exons: 4
Coding region: 167-1069 (300 amino acids)
Biological process (GO): mitochondrial ADP transmembrane transport; mitochondrial ATP transmembrane transport
Cellular component (GO): mitochondrial inner membrane
Molecular function (GO): ATP:ADP antiporter activity
Source: RefSeq, a predicted model, not a curated record
CGUUCGAUCGAGCCUCACUCAACGGUCAGUUCCUGUCCCGCGGUCUUGUAAGCAAGACUCAGCAUCCGAACUAGUAGCAGCAGCAGGAGGAGGAUCCCCAUUCGCAACUUCCAACUUGCGGAUAACUUCUUUCUUUCGACCCAAAGCCGACAACCCCCGCUAAGCCAUGUCCGGACUGGCCGAUCCCGUUGCCUUCCUGAAGGAUUUUGCCGCCGGUGGCAUCUCGGCGGCCAUCUCCAAGACCGCCGUGGCCCCCAUCGAGCGUGUCAAGCUGCUGCUCCAGGUCCAGCACAUCUCCAAGCAGAUCGCCGAAGCCGACCGGUACAAGGGCAUGGUUGAUUGCUUCAUCCGUAUCCCCAAGGAGCAGGGCAUCGGUGCCUACUGGCGUGGUAACAUGGCCAACGUCAUCCGGUACUUCCCAACCCAGGCGCUGAACUUUGCCUUCAAGGACAAGUACAAGCAGGUCUUCCUUGGUGGUGUGGACAAGAACACCCAGUUUGUGCGGUACUUCAUCGGUAACCUGGCCUCCGGUGGUAUGGCUGGAGCCACCUCGCUGUGCUUCGUCUACCCGCUUGACUUCGCCCGUACCCGUCUGGCUGCUGAUGUCGGCAAGGGCGCCGGUGAGCGUGAGUUCAGGGGCCUGGGUGAUUGUCUGGGUAAGAUCUUCAAGAGUGACGGUAUCGUCGGUCUGUACCGAGGAUUCGGUGUAUCCGUCCAGGGUAUCAUCAUCUACCGUGCUGCUUACUUCGGCUUCUACGACACCGCUCGUGGUAUGCUGCCAAACCCGAAGACCACUCCGUGGUACGUCAGCUGGGCCAUCGCUCAGGUCGUCACCACAGUCGCCGGUAUCGUGUCCUAUCCCUUCGAUACCGUCCGUCGUCGUAUGAUGAUGCAGUCCGGUCGUGCCAAGACCGAGAUCAUCUACAAGAGCACAAUUCACUGCUGGGCCACUAUCGCCAAACAGGAGGGUACCGGUGCCUUCUUCAAGGGUGCAUUCUCGAACGUACUCCGCGGUACUGGCGGUGCCUUCGUACUUGUGCUGUACGAUGAAAUCAAGAAGGUUCUGUAAACUUCUGCGAAAUCCUGCUUUUAAUGCGUUUUCUUCCUUUCCAUCAUGGAUGUUCCUACGUUCCUCCCCCCCAGUUCCCUGUUCCUCCUUCCCUCAAACGAUUCCCGCGGUAGUUCCUAAUCUAUCUCUCUCUUAAACUAAUGUAUUGUAAUGUAUAUUGUCUCCUCUUAAGCGAUUCGACAGUUGUGUUCACGAAACAACCCGUCGCAAAAGUUGCGUUUUUUGCGCGUUAAUGUACAAAACAAAAUCUAAGAUCUAAAGCGAUGCAGCGAAAGAUAUAAACCAAAAACAAGUACGAAGUGAAGUGCUAAGUGUAGCAAAAUCAGGUAUCUGAGAAAAAAAUACUAUUCGAAUAAAAACAACUAUAAAACUA